GCCUCAGCACUAGGCUCGCACAAGCACCACCCAUCAACCCUUCCUCCUUUACCCUUUUACAUAGAAUGUCAUGCCCAACCAAACCCUCCCAAUUUCCAUCUAUUUUUGGCUACCCUCAACAGAGAUUAUCUACAAACAGAUUGCAGAGGGAGGAAGAUGCGGUGGCGUCGCCGGGAGGAAGAUGCGCCAGGAGGAAGAUGACAUGGAAUUGGUAGCUUCGCCGAAGGAAGAUGCGGUGGCCGGUGGCGUCACCAGAGGAAGACGCGCCAGGAGGAAGUGGAUCUUGGGAGCUUGCCUGCAAGAGGAAGACGCGCCGAAGAAAGACGUCACCAGAGGAAGACGCGCCGGGAGAAAGAGUUGCUCGAGCAAGACCUUGUGAUGAGGCGAAAAAGACUAGGGAUCGAGGAUGGGUCUUGGGAGCUCGCUUGCAAAAUCCCUAAGUGCAGCCUAAUCCAUUUCGACAGAACGACGACGGAUUGCUUAUCAGGCCGGCAUUUUCUAUUCCGGUUGAACCACCGGCAUUCCGGGUUUUGACCGGGUUUGACCCGUAUUGACCGGAAUUGACCAGAGGUAUAUGCCGGUGGUAUUCCAGUCGGUUUCAUCAUCGGCACCGGUUGAACCUGGUUCAACCGGCCGGCAUAUCACUGGCAUGACAACCAUAUUCAUAACCAAUCACACUAAGUACAUUUGUUGUAUCUUUUUAAAUUAAAAACAUAUAAUCGCAGAGAAGAAAAAACCCUUCCGCCAUUUCAAAUUCUCUGCUCCAAGAGCGUUUGUAGGAAGGGUAGAAUAGGGAGUGUCAAUUGUUUUUCUUUUUUCUCUGUGGAACGGGCCAACUUACCAUACACAUACGGAUUUAAACGGGUCCAAGAGUGUUAAUUUUUUUCUUUAAGUCCUUUUAUUUCUCCGUGGUGGUAAAAUAUAUAUGAAAAGGCAAAAACAAUACUCAUUUUUAUUGCUAAAAAGAAAAAAAUUUAACAAUAAACUAAUGCAUGGAUUCUAAUGGGCUAACCGCUAAUCAUAAAAUAAAAGAGUUGAAUGGGCCUGACCUACACAGGAUUUGCCCAUCAAGUAAAACAAAUGAACAUCAUGGGUUUGCCAAUUCUAAAACAAGCUAUAUUCUCUUGCAUAAUAUAUAUUAUGCUAUUACUUUAUAUCUUAGUGGCUAAAAUAUAAUGUAUUUUAAAGUUAUUCAAAGGUUCAACCUCGACCAACCCAAUUAGUCCAAUUUUUAUCAUUUCAAAUAUAUAUGCUGUAAUUAUUUGAUAUCAUAAUGAUUAAAUUAUAGUGUAUAUUAUAGGGAUCGUUUGGUAUUUGUUAGUAAAAAAAAAAACUAAACAGAAAGAUCUAUUUGGUAAUUUUUAGGGUUAAUACAAUAUAUUAGCCAUAACUAUUAAGUAGCGGAUAAUUAUAGCCACAACUAUCGAAAUACAAAUUAUUAGCCAUAAUGGGUCAAGAUUUGGCUAACAGCCCGUUACUGUUUUCAAAUUUUUAAUGUAGAAGGCCAAGUUAGCAUCGUAAAAAAUAUGAUAUGAUGACUGCCACGUGGGAGCCAGCUCAGUAUCGUAAAAGUUUAGUCAUCAUUACUAACAGAAGUGUUAACGAAAACUUAAAGAUUGGCUAAUAAUUUGUAUUUCGAUAGUUGUGGCUAUAAUUCCCCGCUGCUUCAUAGUUAUGGCUAAUAUAUUGUAUUUGCCCUAAUUUUUAACAUGAAAACGAUACUAAACAUUUUCAGUUUCC
Molecule: messenger RNA, 1740 nt
Organism: Linum trigynum
Lineage: Eukaryota; Viridiplantae; Streptophyta; Magnoliopsida; Malpighiales; Linaceae
Source: the annotation of a GenBank genome assembly